Impatiens glandulifera is the source of this 2736-nucleotide messenger RNA. Its product is annotated as serine/threonine-protein kinase 24-like. Gene Ontology annotation, biological process: protein phosphorylation. The coding region runs from base 510 to 2543 and encodes 677 amino acids. Gene Ontology annotation, molecular function: protein kinase activity; ATP binding. Lineage: Eukaryota; Viridiplantae; Streptophyta; Magnoliopsida; Ericales; Balsaminaceae. The record is from RefSeq and is a predicted model, not a curated record. The transcript has 21 exons.
AACAACUGUUGGUGGAAAUCCAGAAACUCAAGAAGGGGGAGGAGACUGGAGAGAGAGAGAGGGCCAAGGCCAUCAUUCUGAACGCCAGCCAACGUGCUUUCUUCUCGAUCUCUUUGCCGCCAGCGAACACAAUAAUAUCUGUUCAAGGCUCCGUGAAUCUCUCAAGGUAAGAGGAGGAGGAGGAGGAGGAGAAGACGACCCUUGUUGCUUCUUGACGACACCCAGAUCGACAUCUUUACUUUUCACCAUAAACAGAGAGAGAUAUCCAAGUCCAUUUUUCAUAAUCAUUUACAAUUACAGGUUUGAUAAACAAGACCAUCAUCAUCAUCAUCAUUAUUGUAUUUAAACCAGCCAAUUUUUGCUGUAUGUCAAUUUCUUCUCUAUGAUGUGGAUGGAGGAGGCUGAGAAUGCAGACCAAUUAGAUAGAAAGGAAGAAGAUUUUUUAUUUGAUAAGACUGUUUGAUGCACCAUUUGGGGGCAGAAAGGAGGAAAAGAGCUUGUGCUUAACUAUGUCUGAGACAGCUGCUCUUGAUGAAGUUACAGGUUCCAGAUUUAGUGACUUGGAGUUGAUAGGAAGGGGGUCAUUUGGAAAUGUCUAUAAAGGGUUUGAUAAAGAAUUCAAUAAAGUCGUUGCCAUUAAAGUAAUUGACUUGGAAGAAUCGGAAGAUGAAAUUGAUGAUAUUCAGAAGGAAAUUGCAGUUCUUUCACAAUGUAGAUCGCCUUAUAUUACAGAGUAUUAUGGCUCUUACCUUGACCAAACGAAACUAUGGAUAAUAAUGGAAUACAUGGCUGGUGGCUCUGUUGCUGAUCUAAUUCAACCAGGGCAUCCGUUGGAUGAGAUGUCUAUAGCAUGCAUUUUACGAGAUUUGUUGCACGCAAUUGAGUAUUUGCACACAGAGGGGAAAAUUCACAGAGACAUUAAAGCUGCGAACAUUUUGUUAAAUGAGAAUGGUGAUGUCAAGGUUGCAGAUUUUGGUGUUUCUGCACAGUUAACUAGGACUAUAUCAAGAAGACAGACUUUUGUAGGUACUCCAUUUUGGAUGGCUCCAGAAGUAAUUCAAAAUUCAGAUGGAUACAAUGAGAAGGCAGAUAUUUGGUCUCUAGGAAUAACAGCAAUUGAAAUGGCUAAGGGAGAACCUCCCCUGUCAGAUCUUCAUCCUAUGAGAGUUCUUUUCAUUAUACCUCGGGAAAAUCCUCCACAGCUGGAUGAGCAUUUUUCCCGUCCCAUGAAAGAAUUUGUUUCACUAUGUUUGAAAAAGGUUCCUGCUGAGAGGUCAAGUGCAAAGGAGCUUCUCAAGCAUCGGUUUAUCAGGAAUGCUAGGAAGAAUCCCCGCCUACUGGAGAGAAUAAGAGAACGGCCCAAGUUUCAACAUAAAGAAGAUGGAGAUUCACCUAGGAAUGGUCAUACAACUGUAGGGGAGGGAUCUGGCACUGUAAAGGUGACAAGAGAUUCAAAACCUGAAGAUACUGUCAAAGCCAGCAGUCAGGGGAAGACUCUGAGAAAUGCGGGUUGGGACUUCAAUGUUGGUGGGCCAGCACCUUCAACUGGUACAGGGACAAUGCGGUCUGUAGUAAAACCGCCACAGUCCAGGGACAGGAAACAGGAGAUUCCUAGCAAUCCAGCUGCUACUCAACGAUCCUAUUCUUCUGGAGGUGCCGCCCUACAUCAUGAAGAGGAAGAAACAUCAUCAGCAAGUGGGACUGGAACAGUUGCAGUUCGAUCCUCCCGAGGAGUUCAGCCAUCUUCUUCUUUUACCGAUCACAGUACCGCGACUAUGAAUGCACCCGUUGAGGAUGCUUCUGCUUGUGGUACUAUAGUCUAUCGUGGACAACAUAAUGAUCCAGAUUCUCCUCGAACUCCGAAAUCUAGACUUGGCAUCCAAGAAAGAACUUCAAGUGCAUCUGAAGACAGUGUCUUGAACCUUGCUGAGGCAACUGCUGCUAUGAAGAAAAGUAACCCUAGGGAGAAGUCUGCACUAGGAAAGGCCAGCAAAAAUGAUCAAGAAAUCAGGAAAAAGGAUUCAACAAGUUCAUCUGAUUCUUCAAGACAUUCUUCCCGUGAUUAUGCUGAUGCACAAAAAGCAUUUCUAGUUCCAUCACGUCAUUCAAGAGAUGAAGACGAAGACAAUACCAAAACUCCUGCAUCUACAUCUACAUCUCUAUCACAUUUACUGAUCCCUUCGUUAAAAGAUGCCAUUGGGGAUGAUCCAGAAGGACUGGUUGUGCGAACGGUUGUAAAUGCACUAGGGGGAAUGGAGCGUAUGAAACCGGGAUCUUGUGAUUAUUUUGUUACAAGAUUCCUUCAGCGGUUAGGAAGUUCGAAGGAGUCUUCAUUGAAGGAUCUGCAGGACUUAGCAGCUCAUACUUUUGGGAAGAAGGACAAAUUGGCUGUUGAAAAUAAGAAAAAAGAAGAUGAUGAUGUCCAGAACAAGGCCCAAAAUAAGGAAUUUCCUUCUAGUGCUAACUUAAGCCCACUGGCGAGAUUCUUGUUAUCAAGAUGGCAAGGCCAAUCUUCUGGAGAUAUGAACCACCCAACAAGUUGAUUUGAUGAUGGAGCUUGCUUGAAAAAUUGCUUAUGAGUGGAGUCUCUUUUUUUUUUAAAAUUUUAUUGUAGUUUAAUAUUAUUAUUAUUAUAUUAUUAUUGUGUUUUCAUUAAUUGAUUUUGAUUGAAUGUACAUAAUCAUAAUAUUAUCUUCUUUUUAUCAUAAAGAAGUAAUAUGAUUAUUCUAUUUUACU